Aspergillus pseudotamarii is the source of this 783-nucleotide messenger RNA. RefSeq lists its product as uncharacterized. The coding region runs from base 1 to 783 and encodes 260 amino acids. The record is from RefSeq and is a predicted model, not a curated record. The transcript is spliced from 2 exons. Lineage: Eukaryota; Fungi; Ascomycota; Eurotiomycetes; Eurotiales; Aspergillaceae.
AUGGCCCAAACUCGCCGCAAACCCGUCCCCAACAAGCAUAUGCAACCACACCCUCCAGCCCCCGCCCACCUGCGUGGGAAUCAGCCUCGCCCAGCACCACAGAUGCAAUAUCGACCACAACAGCACAAUGGCUCCAGCCCCCACCUUGCACACCUCAGAAACCAACAAAAUGUUCAAGGCCGGCAAAUAGCCCGCAACAGCGCUCAGAUAAACCAGCAUUCUGCAGCGUUGCAUCACCAGGCUGCCGCGCAGCAUCGCCAGAGUAAUGCACAGCAGAAGCAAAUGGCCAAGCAAAAUGCCCAGAUGCAACAGCAGAUGGCGAAGAACAAUGCUGCUAUGCAAAAACAGAUGGCCAAGCAGCAUGCAGCCAUGCAGCAGCAGAAUGCCCGCAUGGGUCACGAGUUGCAGGCUAUGAAGCGCCAGCAACAGCAGCAACAAAAACAGGGGAACAAGAAGAAGGUUUUGGCAGGUGCUGCAGCCGGAGCGGCUGUGGGUGCUGGUGGGGCCAUGUUGGUAGAGGAAUGGUAUGAGGAGAGAUGGGUUCAUGAGCAGGUUCAGAGGGAGGAGAGAGAGGAAAUCGAAGAGGACGAGAGUGAGGAGGAGCCAGACCAGUAUAGCAUGGAGGGGGUGGUGAUGAUGAUGGUUGGUGCUCUGAUUGUUGCAGCUGUGAUUGCGAUUGCGACUGUGGUGAUUGUUGCAUGGGAGAUAGCAAGGACGACGACAGUGAUUGUUGCGGUUGUUGAGAGUGUUUCGAUAGUUUUGAUGUUUACGAUAUCCGGGUAA